Molecule: messenger RNA, 846 nt
Organism: Paramecium pentaurelia
Lineage: Eukaryota; Ciliophora; Oligohymenophorea; Peniculida; Parameciidae
Source: the annotation of a GenBank genome assembly
AAUGUUGACUAAAUUGCUUUUAAAGGCAAGACAAGCUAGUUUUUGUGGUAAUUGUUAAUAGAAGAAAUCAUAGUUUAUAUCAAAAAUUCUGUCAAUUAUCAUGUUGCUAAUAGCUAAGAUCCUAAUAAUAAAUUUGCUACUCCUUAGUUUAAUUCAAGCAUUCUUGAUUUUGAUAAGGAUCAAGAAAAUAAUGUGUAAAUGCAUUACUACUAAGGUAUUAACUAUUAUAAUAUUAAUUAGGUAAAUUUAUGCCUGAUGAAUUGGAUUGGACUGAUGUUUGGGAAACUGCAUAUUAAAAUUUUACAUAACCAGAAUAUUUAUAUCACUUUUGGUUUUGCGGUGUAUUGUAUUGUUUUGAGCCUGAAUGGACAAUUAAUUAUCCAUAUGAAAAAGGUCCACUUUCACCACUUUUUAGAGGAGAACAUGCAUUAAGAAGAUAUCCUACAGGUGAAGAAAGGUAAUUUUCUUAAAAAUAUAAAAUAGAUGUAUUGCUUGCAAAUUGUGUUAAAGUGCUUGUCCAGCCAGAGCAAUUACAAUAGAAACAGAACCAAGACCAGAUAAUUCUAGGUGUAUAUUUAAUUUUUGAUAUCUUAUUAGACGUACAGUACGUUAUGAUAUUGAUAUGACUAAAUGCAUUUAUUGUGGAUUUUGUUAGGAAGCUUGUCCUGUCGAUGCAAUUGUUGAAGUAUUAAUUAAUUAUUUAAAUCAAGGGACCUAAUUAUGAAUACACAACAUAUCAACAUGAGGAUUUAUUUUAUGAUAAAUUUAAGCUUCUUGAAAAUGGUGAUAAGUGGGAACCUUAAAUUGCUAGAAAUAUUGAAUAUUUAAUAACAAGAAAAUAUUGAU